Molecule: messenger RNA, 774 nt
Organism: Ilex paraguariensis (yerba mate)
Lineage: Eukaryota; Viridiplantae; Streptophyta; Magnoliopsida; Aquifoliales; Aquifoliaceae
Source: the annotation of a GenBank genome assembly
CUUCCAUGUCUUCCAGACAAUCUUUCAAACUUCCAACCAAGGUAUAUAUCCAGAAAAACAAAUGAACCCAAAUUUUGCCCGAGUCCAUUGAGGUCAGAGAAAUCAAGAACCUAUAUAUAUAUAUAUAUAACUGCAUGGUAAAGUACUGGUGGGUGGGAUUGAAACUGAGAGUUGGAGAGUAUUUGGAAAGUCAGAGAGAGAAUAAUGGGUUCUUCUUCUUUCAACCAACAAAGCAACCAUGGGACUAUGGAUGAUCAAGGUCUACUGGAAUAUUCAAUCUCAUCAUCUUCUGAAGUUUCGAGUCUUGGGUCUGACUCUGAGUCCAUGGAAGAAGUAGCCUCUUCUGCUUCUGAGUUGUCGUCUUCUUCUUCUUCACCCACAUCACCAUCCUCUGGUUCUGCUUCAUCAUCUGGCCAACUUUCAGGUUCUGGAGCUCUGGGGGACAUGUCUUCUCUCCUCCAACAACUUCCCUUCAAGUGCUUGGAAGACCUAGCAAAGCCAGAGAACCCUUACAAGAAGAAGCUAAAGUCAUGCAAGAGCUACGGUGGAUUAUUAUCAUCUACAGAAAGCCAUAGAUCAAACCACCUUUCCAAAAGUAGCACUUCUUCAAGGCUCAUCUGCAAGAAGCCUUCAAGAGGGUCUUGUUCUUCACUUGGUGGCAAGAGGGUUGGGAAUGGCUGCUUUCCAGGCAAUAGGCCUCCUAUUGCUCCUCCUCCUCCUCAUAGAUCUACCACCACCAGUAGCUUUUCUAAUCAAACCCCUUUGUUUGCUUGA